Messenger RNA from Trametes versicolor FP-101664 SS1, 177 nucleotides. RefSeq lists its product as uncharacterized. Bases 1 to 177 code for a protein of 58 amino acids. NCBI's taxonomy places the organism in Eukaryota, Fungi, Basidiomycota, Agaricomycetes, Polyporales, Polyporaceae. The transcript is spliced from 2 exons. The record is from RefSeq and is a predicted model, not a curated record.
AUGAAUUCGCCGCUCGCCUUCUUCCACAACGCUCCCCACGCGGCGCUGGACAUCCCUGAAGCCCCUGAUCGCGUUAGAACAGGCGGAUUACGAGAUGUACGGUGGGAGGUCUCGUUCGGCCUCCGAGUCGUUUUCCAACGACUGGAGCGCGGCGGCAGGGCGGCCAGUUCAGUCUGA